Molecule: messenger RNA, 4660 nt
Organism: Scylla paramamosain (green mud crab)
Lineage: Eukaryota; Metazoa; Arthropoda; Malacostraca; Decapoda; Portunidae
Product: proton-coupled zinc antiporter SLC30A5-like
Exons: 3
Coding region: 322-2838 (838 amino acids)
Biological process (GO): zinc ion import into Golgi lumen; regulation of transcription by RNA polymerase II; intracellular zinc ion homeostasis
Cellular component (GO): nucleus; Golgi apparatus; membrane
Molecular function (GO): zinc ion transmembrane transporter activity; DNA-binding transcription activator activity, RNA polymerase II-specific; RNA polymerase II cis-regulatory region sequence-specific DNA binding
Source: RefSeq, a predicted model, not a curated record
CAUCUACCCCUCAACCAAGAUACCUUGGUAUGUGUGGCUGCUGCUGGUUACCAAGCUCUUCCGCUGCAUUGGUGUGUUUGUGGCAUUUGAUGCAGUCCGUUCCAUCCACGUGGUGUACUUUCUUCUUCUAGUGACAUUCAUGUGCUGAACAAGCUGCAAAGGACGUUUCACGUUAUUGUGAGAGGCACACUAGAGUUACUGAGCCAAGGUGUAGUGCUGGUGAUAUGUUGAGUGAGGAAAUCUUGGGAAAUAUUCCUUGUUAGUGAUCUGUUGGGAGGAUCUUGGGAGAACUCAGAACCCUAUAUUUACCCUCACCUAGAAAUGUCAGCUCGUGAAGGAACUCGUCGAAGGAGGAUUUCUAUCCUUCACAUGCUAGGGACGUGGGAGGAGAAGAUUGAAGGUUGUAACUGUCCUUCAUGCAAAGAGUGCAGUGGCAAAGGUAAACCUGAGGCUGCAGUUGCAAAGAGUCCAUCCAAGUCCCCAAAGGGUCCCAAGUCUGUAGUGAAGAAAGGUAGUCCAAAAUCAAAAGUGACAGACAAUGAAGCAUCACUUGAAGAAAACAGUGCACAAAACUCUAUACUGAAAGAAGUUGCAUCAGAGAGUGAAACAGGUGACUCUGUGAGUGACAGUGCUGUUGGUGAGAAAUCAGGUUCCUUAGGCAGUGACAAACUUUCAGGUACAACACAUCAGAACUCUGGAGAUUCUGGUGAGAUGGAAACAGUGUCAGUUCAUGUUGAAUCUGGAGCCCAGGCCUCCAAGUUACCUGAAAAAACACUGAACUCAGGAGAACAUUCUUUCCUCAGAAAAGAAUCUAUGAUGGAAGGUAAAUUAAAGCAGAAAGGUGGUGGUGGCACCAGCAAAACUAUUGUUAGAAAAACAUUGAAAAGUCCUCGGAAAAGUGCCACAGAAGAGGAGGAUAUUGAUGAUCAAAGCACAAAUGUCAAGCAAAAAAGAGUUGUAGAUGAGAUGCUGAUAGACUCCAUAGUGAUAAAGGAAGAGCCUGAGGAGUACCUGUCAGACCUUGAUGACUCCGAUGACAAACCUUCACGGGCAAAGUGUGUGGAUAGGGGCAAGGCUGAGUCACGUUCUAGCAGGAGAGCCAGAAUGGUGACGUCAGAGAUGGAGAACAUUUAUGCCAAACCCCGCAUGAUCUUUACCGGCAGGGGAGUGGUAAGGAAGUUUGAACCAGGGAUUGACAGGACACCAAAGUCAAAAAGAGGAAGAAAGCCUGGCAAAGCCUUGUUACCAAUUAAUAUAAAACAAGAACCGAAGGAAAAUGAAGUGGUGAAGCAAGAGGUUGAGGGCACUGAUCUGGAUGAACUCCAGAAAGCUCUAUCAGAGGCGGCAGAAAAUAUCAGUGAUGUGGGAGAGGAGCUGCUGGAUGCCUUCAAUGAAUUUGGAGAAGCCACAAAGAAGAUAAAGCCAAAGAAAAAAGCUGCACCCUUCUUUAAGAGAGUCGAAGGUGAGGGAGAUAAAUAUGUGGAAUGCAAUAUCUGUUUUAAAGUCCUGAAAGAGUCCUCCAUGAAGCAGCAUUACAAAACACACACUGGAGAAAAGCCUCACAUGUGUGACAUCUGCCAGUCCAGAUUUACUCGUAAAGGCGAUGUGGAGAGACACAAGAGGCUGGUGCAUAAAAGCCAAAAACCUUUCAAGUGCCAGAAAUGUAUGAAAGAGUUCUCUGAUCGUAAGAACCUGAAAGCACAUCUACAGAACCAUGACAAAGCUAUCUACUAUGGUUGUUCCACGUGUGGGUUCAAGUUCGGCAAGAGGGAAUACUAUGAGAACCACAUCCGCUACAUUCACCCUCUGCCUGAUGGAGCUGUGCCAGCAUUUUCUGCUGUAGAUGAUGAUCUUGCCACCAAACAGUUGAAGCAGCUAGAGAUGGAGGAACUGAAGGAAAGAAAUCCUCAAAAAAGCAACAUAAACCAAAACAGGGAGUUAGAGUUGGAAGAACUAGAAGAAGAAGACAACGACGAUGAUGAAGACAUGGAUGAGGAAGAUAAGGCCAUUGAAAUCACAGUUACAGAAAUGGAUGAGCAAAAAUUAUUUUCUCCCGGUGAGCUGAUGAUAAAGAAGGAAGACAGCAUGGAUGGGGAAAGCAUGAAUACCCAGGAAGAGGAUGAGGAUGAAGAGGAGGAGGAGGAGGAGGAGGAGGAGGAAGAGGAGGAGGAAGAAGAAGAAGAAGAGGAAAAUAACACAGUCCUCCCUUCUCCAACACCAGAGGGACAGAGGAGUAAGGUACCUUCCAACUCUUCUCUCAUGCAGCUCUUUAAAAGCAAUCCACCUCAGGCAACACGAGGAGGCACCAAUGUCAAGGUGUCUAAGGGAGUGCUCAGCCUCACCCAGACGAUUCCUGACAACGACUCUCAGGGGGAUGAAGACUUAGUUGACAAGGUGAUAGCAGCAGCAGUGAGUCAGGCCACCAACACCAUUGAGAGCCUCCAGGCAAAGUCUGGUGCCAACAUGUCAGGCAAUGACAUUGAAUUUGGAGAUGAAGAAGAGACUGAGGAGGAAGAGAGACUGGAAACCACAGAUGAUUUACAGGAGAUCCUGGGCACUCAAAGCUAUGAAAUGAUGCCCAUAACCAACAUUCAGAAGGCACCUGCUCCACAACCAGCAGAGAUUCACAUCACUGCCUCAGUCAGCGGACAGCAGAGAAAGUUCAUCAUCCAGGUGCCGCCAGGAACCAACCUGAAUGUGCAGAGUCCUGAAGGAAUGGAGAUGAUUGUAAAUAUUGUGAAUCAGUUGUGUGCUGGGAAGGGGGAGCUGGAUGGACCCAUUGAGGUGGUGAUGAACAGCCCCAGCAACCGCCUGAUGCUGGUCAACAACAAGAGAUAGCAACCCUCGUAUGUUGGUGGGCAUUGAGCUCCAGUGAGCAGGCUGUGUUGUGGUAUGAGGGUUAAUUUUAGUUGCCAGAUUUGAGCUGAUAGAAAACACAAAGUGAUGGAACUCCAAGCUGAGUACCACAUGCAAAGUCCCGUAGAUUGUUUUCUACAUUUUAUAACUCAUAAUUAAUAGUAAUAAUAGUUCCCCAUAGCUACAGCUGCAACUGUUUUUCAUCACUAAUACCCUGCCACAGUCUUUACUUAGUUAUUCACCCAUUGGCCAAAUAAGGGUGAUUUAAGCUGUAACAAGUAUAAAAUAUUUGUUAUUGAUGCUAAAGGAGUACCUGGAUGGGCAGAGGAAGCUGUAUUUCCUAUAAAAACUCUUCCUUUCCCAUAAAUAUAUAUAUAUAAAUAUAUAUAUAUAGCUAUUUUUGUUUGUCAAAUAGAUUAUUAAACACUGUGGAACCUUAGAUUUUCCGAAUGUGAUGUAAAGGGAGCGUAGCUUGUCCAACAACCCAACAGUGAAUUUUCCCGUGAAUGUUAAGAGUAUUAUACAGUUAAGAAACAUUGUACUGCAGAACACACAACACUUAUAUACUCAUGGCUUGUGAUGGUUUGUCUAGCAAAUUUUCAUCCUCAUAAUAGUAGAUAAAAAAUUUUUAAGUUUUAUUUAAUUGGUAGAUUAUUCAACUUUAUAUUUAUUUUGUCCCAAGGUUUUUCCCAGUAUUUCCCAAGGUCUGUGAAGUCAAGGGGCCAUUGUGCAUGCAUGAUUUUUUUAAUUAGUGAGCUGGUAGUUUAAGGGUUAGUAAACUUGGCUCACAGCCAAGUGAAACCUGGGCAGAUAAAGUAUGUGCAGGUCUUUCACAACCAUAGCCCCUGAUUACCUGACUGAGGGUAAGUUAGCCAAGGAGUUGUUAUCUUGAUAAAGAGGAGUGGAAAUCCUGUCCGUGUGUGUGUGUGUGUGUGUGUGUGUGUGUGUGUGUGUGUGUGUGUGUGUGUGUGUGUGUGUGUGUGUGUGUGUGUGUGUGUUUUCACAUGUUUACUACAGGUGACCAGAAUUGUUUAUCCUGAGAGUAAAUAGGUAAUGAUAUGAAGAGAAAUUUUGAUACCCAGCUAACUAAAAGCUUAUGUAAAUAAAAUAAUGCCUCUUACUGAGACAAGGAAUGGUGACGCAGUGAGAUUUAUUGUCUUUCAUUGUCUUUGAGUUCUAUAAUUCUGUAUUUUCAGUUUUUUAUCAAUACUGGUGUUUAAUUGCUAAAAAUUUAAUUGUAUGUGUGUACCCAAGUACUUAUUUGUGUUUGUGCUGUGUUUGCAGUACUUAGGAUAAACUGUCGCUCCUGUCACCAGGGUUUGUUGCCUCAUUUGAGAGUUUUUUCCUUGUCAUAUUGUUUUGCUUUAUAGCAUAGUAAUUUCAGCUGUGGAAACUGAUUUUCUGGUAAAAUACAUUGCAUUUUGAUGGUUAUUCAUGUAUUCCAAGGAUUAAAUUGGUGCUGCAUACUAUAAAAUAAAGAGCAAAUACAUACAUAUAAUUUCUACGUUUAUGUAACCUUGCACUGCCGCUACAGAUUAUUGUAUUGAUGACCCCAUAGUUGCUGUCUCAGUUUUCUAAUCAUUGUAUGGCAAUUGAGUUGAGCAUCUGAAGACCUCUAUCCCUUUAUUGUACAUAUUUGUUUCAUACUGUAAGUACAUCUGUCAUGGGGCUUCUGCAGUGGUGAAAUGAGAGACAGAGAGAGAGAGAGAGAGGGGAUAAUUAUUUGAGAGCUUGUUUGGGGCCCUUGUUAUAUUAUUUUGUAUGUGAAAUUGUGUUCAAGUUUGGAUUAAAUCCCAGCCUAUUU